Ostrea edulis (European flat oyster) is the source of this 1758-nucleotide messenger RNA. Its product is annotated as neuronal acetylcholine receptor subunit alpha-2-like. Gene Ontology annotation, biological process: nervous system process; regulation of membrane potential; monoatomic ion transmembrane transport. The transcript has a single exon. Gene Ontology annotation, molecular function: transmembrane signaling receptor activity; neurotransmitter receptor activity; extracellular ligand-gated monoatomic ion channel activity. Bases 283 to 1512 code for a protein of 409 amino acids. Gene Ontology annotation, cellular component: synapse; neuron projection; membrane. NCBI's taxonomy places the organism in Eukaryota, Metazoa, Mollusca, Bivalvia, Ostreida, Ostreidae. The record is from RefSeq and is a predicted model, not a curated record.
ACCUUGGACUUUAAAGUAAGCGGACAUGUCCUUUCUGUUUUGACAAUGCAUUCUAAAAUAUACUUGUCAUGAGUCUAAUACAAGGAAUAAAUAAUUUUCUUUUGUUAGUCUUCCAAGUGGAUCAGUUUUUAAAAUAAAUAAAGGAUUUUCUUUCAGUAGUGGGUCAGCGAAGGUUUGGAAUAUGACUUUAUUUUUCAUUAUGAAAACAAUUUAAAACAAGAGGAACAGACAGCUAGAGGAUAUUCUGCGAAAAUAUCUCCUGAAUAUAACUUCUGUGGAAAUAUGAAGUGGCUGCAUUAUGUUAGUUUGUGUGUAAUGUUAAUGGAUGGAGUUUUAUCGGCUAAUAUCACAGAGGUGGAGACCUUGUAUAGUGACUUAAUGUCAAGCUACAACAAAUACGUGCGACCACUGACAUCGACAAGUGAUCCUAUGUAUGUGAAUGCUACUUUUCAUCUCGUCGGAAUUAAGGAAUUUGAUGAAGUGAAUGGCAAGUUUUCUGUGAUCGGGUUUUUCACCAUUAAAUGGUCAGAUUCACGCAUAACGUGGAAUCCAUUCUCUCACAAUCAUGUCUAUGUCAUGGAGCUUCCAGAAGCCAAAGUCUGGGUUCCCAGCCUCACACUUGUCAACCCAUACGACAGCAUCGAAACUCUUGCGAAAGGGAUAUUCCCCGUCACAUACACGUAUGACGGAACAGCUUAUUGGUCCCCUGGUGACGUCAUAUCAAGCGGAUGUGAGGUAGACGUCACAUAUUAUCCUUUUGAUACCCAGUCCUGCGGCAUGAUGCUGAUGUGUUGGGGGUUUGCUCCGACUGCCAUCGUAACACAAGCAGAGGACAUCGAGAUCAACAUGGACUAUUUUUCGGAACAUGGAACGUGGGAACUACUGGAUAAAAAACUGAAUACUCAUCUAGAUCCUUUUCUUUCUUACAUUAGUAUUGAUAUAAAAAUGAAAAGGCGUCCAGCGUUUGCCGUCAUUAACAUUGUCCUUCCGAUGGUUUUCAUGGUGGUUUUGAAUUUACUAGUAUUUGUUUUACCUGUGGAGAGCGGUGAGCGCGUGUCCUACUCCAUCACCGUGCUUCUUGCGAUCGCCGUGUUUUUAACACUUGUGGGUGACAACCUGCCAAAAACAUCAAAACCGACCGCCAUGUUGUCGUACUUCCUUCUGACAGAUUUGGUACUGAGCUCUAUGAUCUGUGUCUUUGUUAUUCUUGGGUUGACUAUCUAUUACAAGGACGACUCUGAAAAACCCGUACCCAAAAUAAUCGCAAGAAUCGUGAAAUUGUACUGUCAUCAACGAAAAUGUGCAAUACGAUCUAAGGACAAGACGGCCGUAGAGGCCUUCAAUGAAAAUUCUACGAACAAGAAGUUUCCAUUUCGUGAUCAAGAUGAAGGUGAAGAUGAAGAAAAGGUGACAUGGAAAAUGGUAUCCAGUUGUUUCGAUAAAAUGUUAUUGAUGGUUUGUCUUCUAGCCAUUAUCAUAUCGACAGUGCUAUUUUUUGUUCUCACGAUGUGAUGAGACUCCACAACUGCUUAUUUCGGACAAUGUGAUACAACUACACAGCAAUGCUAUUUGUUGUUCUGAUGAGGGGAUGAAACUGUACUGCAGGUUCACUUCUCGGAACUUUCCCCAUCUGGUGGACUGUGUGUAUUGUUGUGAACUAGAAAACUCUUCCCAAUGUCAGAGGAAUUCAAUUUGACUAUAGUAUCUGUCCACCCCACCAAUUCUGAUCUUAAAUUGAAAAGUCGAGCAAACGCGAAA